Molecule: messenger RNA, 1344 nt
Organism: Capsicum annuum
Lineage: Eukaryota; Viridiplantae; Streptophyta; Magnoliopsida; Solanales; Solanaceae
Product: F-box/kelch-repeat protein At3g23880-like
Exons: 4
Coding region: 1-1344 (447 amino acids)
Molecular function (GO): protein binding
Source: RefSeq, a predicted model, not a curated record
AUGGAUGUUGAUGGUGGUAGGGGAAUCCACUUCAAUGAAGAAAUAGUUGUGGACAUCCUCAGCAGGCUACCUGUGCGAUCUCUUCUUCGAUUCAAAUGUGUUUCAAAGUUUUGGAUGGCAUUGAUCUCCGAGCCUUGCUUUACGCUGAAGCAUCUCAAGCUUGCCAAGAAUAACCAAAAUUCCCCCAAAAUUCUUUUUCUUAAGAACAUGUUUUCCUUGUAUCUUUCUUCUUUAACACCACCUUCUUUAUCGUUGACUCAAUUUACUGAGGAUGUACAAAAUCUUGAUUGGCUUUAUGGCGGUAAACCAUGGAGUUGUAAGAUAUAUUGUUGCUACGAUGGCAUGGUUCUUGUAGGGGUUCGUAGAUAUGAUAAUAUUAACCAUCUCAUACUUUGUCUAUGGAACCCUUCCACAAGAGAAUCAACAGUACUUCCUAGUACAAAAUUUUUACCAUCCGAAGAUUAUACUUGCGGAUUGGGAUAUGACUCAACUAGUGGUGACUAUAUGAUCCUUAAGAUAGGUUACCAAUCAUGCAGCGAAAUUCUUGCAGUGAAAAGUGGUUCGUGGAGAAUAAUUGGUAAGCCUACUGGCAUUUACUCCUCGUGGUUGUCUGAUACGGACUCUCUUGCUUUUGUACAUGGAGCAUUUCAUUGGCUUGGUUUGUCACGGAAUGAGAGUGUGACUUCAUAUGAUAUUUCAAAUGGGGUAUUCAAAGAAAUACCAUUGCCAGAUGGAAUGUUUGUUGUUCCCGACAUGAAAUACGUCAAACAUGGCCUUUCUGUAUUGGGAGAAAUGAUUUGUAUUUGUUCUACUCAUCAUGAUCAGUGGAAGCACACUUUCAACGUUUGGAUAAUGAAAGAAUAUGGUGUAAAGGAAUCUUGGAAUCGACUUUUCACCAUACAAAGUUCUGAUCUUUAUUCUUUGAUACCAGAAUACAGGUUUUCAGAUGGUGAAGUGUUACUCCGUUGCAAGCAUUUUGACCAUUGUGGUUAUAUAUUUAAGACAACCAAAGAAUCAUCUGGUUUUUGGCCGCAAUCUCGUUCAGAAUCUUUAUUUCUUCCUCUUUGCACUUUUGUAGCUUCGGUGUUCUGCCUUGUCUCUUCGCCACUUUCUUUGGUUUUCUUGAAGUGGUUCACAAUUGAAGUCCUAUUGUUUGUGCUAGCGGCCUUAUCCAUAGCAAGAGGGGUACCACUUGGCUCCACAAUGCGACAUAGAGCAUCCAAAUUGGGACUAGAUGUUCAUUGCUUUCAGGGGUUUGGGGAGCUCGCGACAGAGCGGGGAAUUGUGAGACGGUUGGCAUAUCUUCACCAGUGGAAUCUGGAGAUCCAUUGUCAACAAACAUAG